Morchella importuna is the source of this 213-nucleotide messenger RNA. RefSeq lists its product as uncharacterized. The record is from RefSeq and is a predicted model, not a curated record. The transcript is spliced from 3 exons. NCBI's taxonomy places the organism in Eukaryota, Fungi, Ascomycota, Pezizomycetes, Pezizales, Morchellaceae. The coding region runs from base 1 to 213 and encodes 70 amino acids.
AUGCCGAAGGCUUCAGGAAAGAAAGGCAGGACGGUGUAUUCGGAGAAACAUUUGGAGUACGCAGUGGAGCAGGUUUUCAUCACUGCCAAUGCUUGUCAUGAACCCGCCCGUCAAGACGCAGGGUCUGUCUACAUAUUCGACCAAAAAUUCCUCAAUACCACCUCCCUCCCCUCUCUCUGGUCUCCCGACACCAUUGCUCUAGACAUGCCUUGA